GGUGCGCUGGUGCGCUGGCCAGUUCGGUUGGUUCGGUAUUCGGACGAUUUUGCGUUCACUCAAGCUGAGUGUUUCCCGGUGCUGCGUUGUCCGUUUCCACUCUGGCCGAUGCACCAUGUAGCUGUUCGUUUCUCUGGCCCUAACUACCCUUACGAUGCACUGUCUUCAAUCCCAAAGGGGAAACUAUAGGCGAUUCGUCUUGACUGUCAUAAUGCAGCACGGUAUCCCUGAUCAUAUGUUUCGUCAGUUCGGCCACCCAAAUUGGGAAGUUCUCUGAACUGAGCUUGUGGACUGUGGAGGCGUGAGGCAACAACUGGCCAGUGCAAGUACAAGAUAAAACCAUGUCGUCACAUGUGAAGCGGGAUGCUUCAUAUCGCUCUUAUGAUUCAGAGUGGGAAGCCAAAGAGGAGCUCCGGCUUCGAGAAUUGGAAGAGGCUCGAGCUCGAGCAGCCCAGAUGGAGAAAACCAUGCGUUGGUGGUCAGACUGCACGGCUAACUGGCGUGAAAAAUGGAGCAAGGUGCGCACAGAACGAAACAAAGCACGGGAAGAAGCACGUCUUCUCAGGGGCCGUGUGGAUGCAGCGACAAAGGAGGCUGCAGCCCUCAAGCGUGAAAAGCAUGAACUGGAGGCCGAAGUCGAUCAGCUACGACGAGAGUUUGAAUACUUGCGAAUUGCGGAGAGCAGCACCAACAGCAGGGAGACAGAAGUGCUGGCACCUUCCGGCAGCACAUCAUCCCAUGUAGAACGAGAGCAUGUCGACCAGGAUUCAAGCAGUAGCCUCCCAUCUCAGCUUGAUCCUGACUCCACAGACCAGCCGUCGUCAUUAGUGCAGCUCCGCCUGGAUGAAGCUACAAAGCUGCUCCAUGCCGAAAGACAGGAGAAAGCUCAACUGACCAAAGCACUUGAGAAGCAAAUGGCUGAGUUUGGACAACUGCGCGCAAAAUAUGAUGAGCUUCGGAAGUCUCGCCAGGACACACUCAAAGAGCUGAGUCAAGUGAGAGCGGAGCACCAAGAUGAGCUGGAGUGUAUUCUUAUUGACCUCGAAGAUGAGGCAAGUGGCCGCACGUGUUUGGACAAGCGAAUGACUGAGCUGAGGGCUCAGCUGGUACAGCUGCAAGGUGAGAAUGCUGCAGAAUGGGGCAGACGAGAGCGCUUGGAGACGGAAAAAUUAGCACUGGAGCGGGACAACAAGAAUCUGCGCGCAUCACUGCAAGAAAUGCAUGAGUGUCUGCAGCGUAAGGCCCAAUCUCCUACCACAAGCCCUGACCAAAAGACACUUCAGGCUGAGCUGCAGCAUCGUACAAAGGAAUUGCUUGACCUCAAGCAUGCUCAUAGCAAACUGAAGAAAGUUCUCCAGGAGAAGAGCACAGAAUUAUCUCACGCACUGCGACGAUCGGAGCAGUAUGAGGCAGAGGUGAAAAAGCUACGGGGGCGUAUUGAUGAACUGAAAAAAGAACUCGCAACUGCUGAGGAUGAGGCUGACACUGCUACCAACAGUAUUCGCAAACUUCAGCGCAGUAAUGAUGAGCUGCAGGAGCAGAUAGAAACACUGCAGAUGCAGCUGGAGCACUUGCAAACAAGCCAACAAGAUUGCUUGGUUGCAUCAAUUCACUCGGACACCAUCAAGGCUGAAGAACAGUGUGCCGCACAAGCUUCACAGCCUUCAUCAUCUGAGCAGCCGAGGCGAGCAGGCAGCUGAUUUGCUCAGUGAAGACGAGGUUGGCGACGGUUGACAACUUUUUUGAUGCCUCUUGAGAUAGGCUUUCUGGACUGCAGGAUAGCUUUAGUGCUGCUUAUGCAGCUUUCAAGUGGCAUGUACUAUAUCUAUAUAUAUGUAUAUAUGUAGCUGAUUUACAAACAAAUAUAUGAAGGAAUUAAGGUGUAAUGCAGUCUGGGCUGCAAGAUAUCUAUUAUUUAUACAAAACAUUCAGCUAAAUUCUUGGCUUGUUGCAUUAUAUGCACUAAACUCUCUUGCAAAGCAUAAAAGGGACUAGGAAAUCCACUCACCUUAGCAGAAUUGUAGCUUAAAAGAAAUCCAUUAAGUGUAUGGAACGCUUAUUAAGGGCAAAUUGGGAAGAGCGCUGCUGGUUAUCUUAUCUUCUUUUUUUUUUUUUUAGCUUUCUAAGCUUCUGGGAAACUGUUGAACAUUUUCUUUAUCUGUUCAAAUUUCUAAGGGCUAUGAAGAUAAAGAGGAAACAAAAUUAGCAUGCUUCAUCAACUGCUUUUAUUUAUUUUCACCAGUACAGUCUACUUUGUUUUAUCAAUAUUAAAACUAAAUAUUAAUCAGCUGUGCUGCAAGGUAGGAGUAUACAAGGUAAUGCAAGAUUGUGUUAGUGAUUUUUUCCUGGUACACAACAUAGAAAGACAACACAGAAAUGUUAAAUUAUGUUUUAAAAUGUUUUGUCUGUGGUAAAGUUUCUAAUUUCUCCGGUGAAGUUUUUGAGACGGUUUGCAGGCAACAUUGAAGAAUUCUGUAGUAUCAUUAAAAGGGUAGCAAGCCUCGUAAUAAAACUAAACAAGAGAUAUAAACUGCAACUAGUACAGGUUUACGCUCUAACAUCCAGCCGUGACGACGAAGAGGUAGAAUAACUCUACGAGGAUAUUGGAUUAUCAUUGCAAAAAGGAGCAUACCUAGAACACCAUAGUCAUGGGAGGCCUCAGUGCGAAAGUGGGAAGAAAACAGAAGGGGGAAGAAUCAAUUCAGUAACUAUGGUGUUGACUAUAGGAAUAAUAGAGGAGAUAUGUUAGUUGAAUUCCUGGAACGAAAACAACACUGCAUAAUGAGCACCUUCUUCUGAAAGCAUAGAAAUAGGAGGUAGUUGUGGAAAAGCCCUAAUUGAAAAACAAAGAAUGAAAUAGAUUUGGUAUUAUGCGGUGACCCAGGCAUUGCAGGACAUAGAAGUAAUAAGCAAGAUAAAGUGUAGUGAUUAUAAGUCAGGGUGAGGAUAGCCCUCAGUCUGAGAACAAGAGCGAAAUUAACCUCUAAAAAACAGGGCAACCUAGAUGUAGUCAGAGUAAAAACAGGAAUAUAGGGCCCUUGAGAACAAAUGUGAUGCUUUUGAACAAGAAGAAAAUAGCGACAUAGAUCUAGGGAACAAACGAAAAUGUAACUAGACUGAUUUCUGAAGCAGCAUUUGAAGUAGGAUAUAAAGCACCAAGGCAAGAAGUAAGCAACCUCUCCCAAACCACGAAACUCUUUAUAAUGAAACAACCCAUGGAAGUGACUAACUGACGAUCUCAAAUAAAAAUCACUGAUCUGACAAAAAUAGACAUACGGCCUUGUUGGUAAGACAUGGUAAUGAAUAUUUAGCGCAGAAGCAACAAAAGGACGAAAAAGCCCCUGGACACGGCACAUGUGCCACGUUGAGCUUUCGUUGAACUAACAAAGCAGAUCAACAAGAAGAAAGUCAGUGACAUAACCUCAAAUGGGUAGAGGCAGUAGUAAAAAAAAAUGGCCAGCAGCAUCAGAAUAGCUUUAAAAAAGUUAGCGCAGCUUGCAUUAAGUCGCGCAAGUCUAGGUCACAGCAGAGCUGGUGGGCACGUUUCAGCGUCUCUUGUUAACCAUCUGUACAGAAUGCUUGAGUGCCAGUUCAUGAUGAUGAUAAUUUUCUAUCUACGACACAUGGCAAACCUCGACCAUAAAGCUCUGUCGUAAAACUGUUUUAAAAGGGCCAAAGUGCAUACGCUAAAUGAUAGGCAGGGCAAAGUUUUCAGCAAUUUCAACAACAUAGUGGAAGGUGGUAGAAGAUAUCUACUCUAAACUGUUCAGUUUGGAGAUAAGCCAUCCUUCCUUGAGCGAAACCAAAGUUGAACAAGACAAUGAUGUUCCAUAUGUAAUUAUAAUGAUGAAGUUAGGAAGACCAUACGUGAUGUGCUUAUGGAAAAGUGACUGGAGAUGACAGAUAACAGUCAAUUUGAUCAAAGAUGGAGGGGAUUUUAAAAUAUGGAAGAAAAUAGACACUUUACAGUCAAUGCCUCAAAACAUCAAAAGUGCCAUGCAGUGGAAAAAUGCCAACAUUAUAUUAAUGCACAAGAAAGGAGACACAAAAGACUUAAAUAAUUAGACCCAUGAGCUUACUUUCAGUAUUAUACAAAAUAACCUAAACAUGGAGCAAGCUGAUUUCAGGAAGCAGUACUCUAUGAUGGAUCAUAGUCGUGUGAUCAACCAGGAAACUGAGAAAACUGCCAAGUACAACCAAACCCUUUAUAUAGCUUUCACAGACUAUGAAAAUGCAUUAGGCUCAUAACAGACAUCAGCAGUCUUCAAAGCAUUGUUUCAUUAAGGGGUACUUGGAACAUAUAUAAUUACCCUAGCCAUUUCCGCAGCUACUUUGCUUUCCCACAAGAAACGCAAUAGAAUUAUUAUGCCUAAGGGCAGACUUUCGAAAAAAAAAGAUUGCGAUAUAUAAAGGUGUCAGACAUGGAGAGGUGAUCUUUCCAUGUUGUUCAUUGCAUGCUUAGAAGAAGCGCUCUUCAACAAUGAUGGCGACGAAUUGCAAAAAAUGAUUGCAGACCUAAACUGAGAAAGUAUUAAAGUAGUGCUAAAUAUAAAUAUGCUGAAGGCAAAGGUCUCAAUAGCCUUGCAAAAGAUAAAGAGUUCACGAUUGGCAACCAACCAUUGGAGUCCAUGUAUACGUAGGUCAAUUAUGUACAAACAGAGGAGCCUGCUUGUGAAAAGGAAAUUCACCAAAGAAUAAGGAUGGGCUGGGGCGCAUAUGGCAAGCACUCCCAAAGAAUGACAAUCUGCCACUGUCCCUAACUUAAAAAGUGUACAAUCAUUGCAUGCUGCCUGUUCUAAAAUAUGGGGCUGAAACUUGGAGGAUAACAAAGAAACACGAAGGAAAAAAAGUUAAAGACCACACAGCAUGCAGUGUAAUGGAAAAUGAUAGGCAAGACAUUAAGAGAUUGGAAGACAGCAGCAGAAUGGGUCAGGGAAGAAACAGGCGUAUCGGAUAUUCUAGUUGACAUCAAGCGAAAGAAAAUAGCCUGGCCUGGCCACACAAUGCAUAGGACAAACCACAGAGUUUACAAUAUAUUUACUAGAGAGAACUUUGGCACUGCGAUCAUUCAGCCUACCUUGGGAAUGAUGGGUAGUACUACAUGGAUUUGCCUAGUCUUCAUGCUUGUGGCUUCGAACACUCUUGUGGUUUUGUUUAUUGUUGUGUUUUGGCUUUUGUUUCGGAUAAAACAACGGCUCAUUAUGAGCUGAUUUGAAUUGUUGAGCUUAAAAGGGGUCAAAAUGGUGAAGGGGGACUGCUGAACUUCUUUCAUAAUUACUAUUUUUAAGCGUCAAAAAGCCACAUGGAGCCUGAAGCUUAGGCAAAUCCAUGUACUAUCCAUCACUCACAUGCUAGCUGAAGCGUGGCGCAUUGCAGUUCCCUUAGACACUAGUGCCAGAUUUCCCUCUAGUGUAUUAUUAUGAAAUUCUAUGGGACAGAAAACCGGUGACAACCAGGUUUUGAGCAACAGAAUGGUUAUCAAGGAAUGGGAAAUGCAGCCGAGGACAGGCUCAAAGUAGAUGGAGUGAUGAAAUUGGGAAGUUGACAGGCAUAAAGUGGAAUCAGCUUGCAUAAGAUAUAGGCUAAAUUGGAGAUCAUUGGGAGAGGCCUUCAUCCUGCAGUGGACGUAAGAUAGCCUUUUGCUGCUGAUGAUGAUAAUGAACUGCUACCACAUAGUAAACCUUCAUUGGUGAUUUUUGGAAGCUAUUCUGCACCAGCAGAGUUUCAGAGAGAUUGUAAGUCGCUUUUUAACUGUGCACACAUGUGCAGGGUCACAUGUUCAUGCCAAAUUUUUUUUUUAUUCACGUGCUUAAACUGGUUAAUAGGCACAUGACAUUUGGCUGGCCCCCUUUACUCUCUGGCUCUGAUUUCAAAGGUGCAGAGCCUGCUCUUCAUUAAAGCCAGAGUAAACGUGGUACGCAACUACUCGCUGGAGCAAUUGAAGGCUAGAAGAGGAAACAUGUCAGUGCUUUUACUGUUAACAAAGCAUGCAUGUGCCUUGGCACAGCUACACAAACUGCCACAGCUAGAUGUGGCAGAUACUAACUACACUAACAAGGAAGGCUACACGAACCAUGUGACUGGAACUCCUCUAGAACUGGGUCGCACUCCUGAGUUAAGGUUAAAGAGCCUCUAAGUGCUCCCAGCUGGAGUGCAGCACACUGAACUAACCAGUUGAAUUUAUUAUGAGCACUUUAUUUUGACUAGCCAAAUGUAAUGCACACCGUCACAACUAUCGGAUACACUUUAAAAUGAGUCGAUAGUACAACAUGUAAACUCAUUUCUUAGGGCUCUGCUUGGUGGGGCAUUCUCUGUUCAUGUCACUGAAGCAGCCCAUUUUAUAGCAACCAUUUCUUGUAACACCAGAGGCUACGAAGGAUGGUGUAAAAUUUCAAGAUGCAAGCUGAAUUUUUUGGCAUAUUUGUAGCUUUUUUGGUGUGUUCAAAAAGAUUUAUGUCACACUUAUAUGUUAAAAGGGAGCUGAUGCAAAAAUUCAAAGCAAGGACAGUACCAAAACUGGAAACAAGUGGCGUGAAGACACAACUCACAUUUUUUAUGAAACAGCAUGUUACUAAACAAAGGGUGAGAAAAGGAGUGUACAGGACAUGCACUUAACUCGCAACUGAAGUUUAUUUGAAAAAGCAAUUACAAUAUAUGUGCAUGAACGUAACGCGUGGUAGUCGAAACAGAGUAAAAUAGAAUGGACAUUGGUGCCUACCAUGGGUUACAUUCAUGCAUAUAUAUUGCAAGUGUUUUUUCAAAUAAAUUUCAGUUGCGAGUUCAGCGCAUGUCCUGUGUACUCCUUUUCUCGCCCUUCGUUUAGUAACGCGCUGUUUCAUCAAAAAUGAACUUUAACCAACUCGCCCAACUUACCAUCUUGCUUCAGAACUCACUCUUUUCUCUUGCUCUCCUUUCUGGGUGCAUUUUCCAUAGUGCACAAAACAAAAGUGGUAAUGGUUUGCGACACACUCGAAUUUGGGAAAUGUUGAUCUGUUGUCCAGACUUCAUAGCUAUGAACAUCUGAACAAUAUUUUGCUGCAUACAGCAAGGGAUCUACAAUUUCAUGACAAAAAUGACCAAAAAUUGCUUCCUCUCUUCUCUGCAAUAUUGUUGCCAGCUUGGCAACAAGUGGGUCCAAAACAUAUUGACUGAUUUCAUGGAUGGCACGCCAGCAGACUAUCUCAUAGGUUGGCAUGGGGUGCCGUCACAUGCAGGCACCAUGCACAUCUGGACUGGAAGUAGCAGCUGCUACAUUCAAAGAAAGGAAAAAAAAAAAAGAAAAUGCUCAAGGCCGUGAUGUGUAACAGUGUGACUUUUGGACGGUGUGUCAUGCUCAUGGCAACGAAAGAAGAGAGAAAGCUCGCCUCGUGUGUUAACUCUGUUUAUACUUCACGAAUUCGAAACAAAUUCUGUGGCAGGAUGUUUGAGAGGCAACCAAGUCCAAUAGUAAGGCCAUUGUAUGAUAACUUGUAAAGGUAUUGCAGGGCCCCUUUAAAUACCUUGACAUCACUGUUGGCUGGAUGUUUGUGGUGUUCACUUGUGAUACACAUGACGCACUGAGGAUUUGGUGUGUUUGUUUGAUCAUGAAGACAUGAAUAUUGUGAAAACUUUCUUGAAAUGUAUGCAUAUUGUCUGGCAAAAAAAAAUUUGCGGUAUAAAGCUGAGAUGUGAGUACACAAAAAAGCUUUCUUGUGGGAACAAAUAACAGAAACAUGGGCUAAGUCUCUGAUUGUAUAUGUAUCCACUUGUUUGUGUCGUCAUUCUUUUAGUAGCUUGCUAUUAUAUGGGCUGAAUAAUUCUUACUUUUGUCGACCUCAAAGUAGAAUUAUGCAUGAAAGUCUUGUUUAUUAGUACUAUUUGUAUGUGUAAAAAUUGCAUAGCUGCAGUCAUAUUUAUUGUUCUGUGUGGUAUUUAUCACAGAGCUGAUGUUGUCUAUUGUGUGUGGUCAUUGGUAUUGAGCUUUGUUGUAGUGUCUUGAUACUGACUAUUUUGGUGGCGUUAAAGAUGUUGCUUAUGUGAAAAUGUGGAUGAUGGUUGUCUCACUCUACAUUCACUUUUUUUAUAUUUAUUGCAGUAAGUGUGCAUUGUAUCUUUUAUUUUUAUUACCUUGCUCAGACUGGAACAUGCUAUCGGUAUUGUGAUACGUGUUGCAAAGUGAUUGCCACUUGUUCAUGUGAAGUUGGCUGGGUGGACGAAAUAGUCUGUACAAUACGUGUGAGAUGAUAUACAGGGUCGAUCUCUGUAGAGGUCACAGCAAAUUAUAACCCAGGGCAUGUGUGGCCAUGUUCUUCAGUUAUUCUCAUCCUUUGCCAUGGAUGAAACCUUUUUGUGCAUACAAAUCACAAGUAUCGGUUACCAUUUGAGACAGAGGAUGCAACAGUUCGAACUCAAACUACUUGAUUCAGCAUAUUCAUUAUAAAAUGCUAAGUGCCACUGCAGUGGCUCAGUGGUUACAGUGGUCGGCUGCUGACCCAAAAGAUGCUGGUUCGAUUCAGGUUGUGGUGGGUGCAUUUCGUUGGAGGCAAAAUUCUAGAAAGACCUGUGUACUAUACAACGGCAGUGCAGGUUGAAGAACCCCAGGUGGCGAAAAUUAUGCGGAGCCCUCUGCUACGGCAUCUAUCAUAGCCUGAGCCAUUUUGGGACGUUAAACACCACAAAUUUGAAACCUGAACCUGAACAAGAAACUGCUGUGUGUGUUCAGUUAAGACGUUGGUGCAUUUCCGCUGACCCCAUUUAAUUUCGCCGAAAAAAAAAUUUUUGCUGUCCGAGACCCCGGGAUCACAAUAUCAAUCUUUGUGGUGUCAGGAAAAAAUUAAAAAAAAAUGCCUUUGCCAAAAAAAUGAGAAGUCUCCACUGAGCUGGAGCCACUCUUUGCAUUUGUGCGAAAUUAUGACUGAUGGAAUCCUACAAAAAUGUAUUGUAGCUUUGGGUCCUAAAAUUUUCCGUGACGUACUAUGAAAAGCAUGUUGACAAAAUGCUACCUUGCAGUGUUGGUACUGUUAUUUAAAAAAAAAUCGCAAAUGAGGCACAUUGUUCAAUACUGCUCGAAUGUAAGAUAUUUAACAGCGGAGCUGUUUAAACUCAAGGCUAGACCAUGCAGAGUGAGCAAAAAACUAUCAUCAUGAUCGGUCUCUGCCUUCUAGUGUGUUGCUUUGCUGGCGCAUGCUCUUUGUCUUCUUAAGACCUUGCUAAUUAAGGGUUAUUGUUAAGACCUUGUUAAAGUUGCUAUUUGAGGUAUUGCUAGUUAAUGUCUUGCAAAUUAAGAAUUUGCUAAUUGAGAUCUUGCAAUUUAGUAGUGCUAAUUAAGACCUAGCUUAUUAAAAAUCACUAAUUAAUCGUUCACUUCACGUAGCCACAAGGACACUUCGCCGAGCAAUAUAGUUCUACGCUCCACGUAGCCAAGCCUUUCAAUGCCUAGCCAGAUCUAGCAACGACUUAGUCGAGCUUGUAGGAGCCGAUAGAAGCUAGGUUGGGCCACAAGCUCCGCCUUGCACCACGUGCAAGCUGAAGCCAGCCGUAAAAAGUGCGCGUACACGAAAAGCCACCGGCUCCGUAGCCAUGGAAACCAGCGACGCCGCAGCUGCUAGAACACCUGGCAUAACCUCGUGACGUCAUGCCAAGCUGCGCAUGCGCAGUAGCGACAACCACGCAGCUGCUACCGCUAAGCCACGCCCAGCGAUAAAGACACCUCGCGCAAAGAAAGUACGUACUCCCAAAGAAGGAGCAGCGCAUCGUGAAGCGAGGCUUGUCGCUGUACAAGAACGGCAGCAACGGGCAGACCCAGAAUACACGGCCACGGAAACGGAGAACAAGAGACGACAAGUAGAUACUGCCGGUCACCGUGAGCGCAAUGCUGCGCGUAUGCGAGCUCUUCGUCAGGAUCCCGCCUACCGGAGGUGGUGCCGACGCGCCAAGUUCAACCAAGGUCAACCUAGUGGUAGUCACGACACACCAUCAAAUCUGCCAGCUUAGCUUUGUCUCAAGCCUUGCGCAGUGGAUCGAGGGCAAGCUUUCGCCCCCUGCCCCCCUUUUUUUUCGCAUCCAUAAUAGUCGGAAUUUUCAAAACUUCGAAGGGCGUUACCAAGUUGUACACAAUGUAAUUGCCGAUAGUGACGUCAAACGCUAACCAAAAAUACUUAAAGGCGUCCUGAACACCUUUUCCAUCGCCACAAGAAUCUUCCGUCAAGUACGAGCGGAGUUGCAGGGAUCCCGGCAAGAGAGCUGGAAGCUACACAGGGAGGGAUGACAAAGGGGGAAAGAAGCUACGCGAUCAGUGCGCGUUGUGAAACGCGAUUGCUCUCUUCCGGUGUUAAUCCGGUGCGCGGCAGUGUUGCUACCGUGUAAUUUUAGCACACUGUAGUGUGCGGCGCCCCGCUGCAAGAAGCACAUCUGAUCCAAAUGCCGCGCUUGGUUUAUGUCAGCUCCGAAGAGUGAAGACAUGGCCUCUGUACGAAGAGAGGGCGUUUGAGAAAGUGACAACUUCGCGCUCCGCUUGUAAACUCUCCUUGCCGCGUACGACAGCAAGAUUUAGGUGAGGUGUUCACAGCAGCAUCCGCCUUCAUCUGUAUGUGUUUUUUUCACCAGGCGCGAAGGGUGGUUCAGGACCCCUGUAAGGUCAUGUAAGAUCCAAUAUUUUGCGUGUGCUAACUUAAUCUGUGAAAACAUGUUGCAUUAUUUUUUUAUGAGAUCGAAGUUAUAAAGCCAUGACCAAAUUGACGUUAACGCCCCAACCACGCAAAUUAUAGUCAUCAUGUAGUGUAUCUGCCAUAGUCCUAAUUCUUAGGUCGUAUAUUCUGUCGUAAUCACGAAACAACAAAAUGACAAAAAAAAAAUGGACACUUGGCUUUGAAAAGUAAGAGAAAUCAAUUAUAACUACGUUUUCUCACGCAAAUCACAAAAACCUCAACAUGCGUCCCAGCGACUCGGCAUGCUGCCAUUGCUGCGGUGCUCGCCCCUUCGCAGCGCCAUCUUCAAACGAUCUUGCAUGUAUGCGAGCCUGCGGCGGGAGAGGAUAAGCCACCCGAUCUUUGUCGCUGCUCAUCGCAUGGCCGUAAUCUGAUAACCAACGUUUUUGAUAACGCAGAUGACGCGCGGCGCUUUUGCAGCUUCACCACGCAGAAUGGUUGAAGUCGCGACAGAACACCCGCUUUCACGUCGGCUCGUCGUCGACUACCCGGUGGCCCCCUACACUGAGCAACGUACUUGAGCAUACGUGUGCGUCUUGUGCUCGCCUGAGAUUUAUGGCCGAGUUGCACGUCUUAAAGCAGCAUUUAGGCCAUCUGAACAGGCAUAAGAAGAUUACCUGUGAUCGCAACUUUUGUAGUGUGAAAGGUCUGAACAGCGCCUUUUUCGUGAACCUUAUGCCAGAAAAAGCUCUCUCCAUCCGAAAAACCGAUAUAUCGAAGCGGCUCAAGCAGUUCUGGCACAAAGACAUUGCCGCACAAAGACAUUGCCGUAAAAUCACCAGAUGCGUUUGAGUCUGACAAAAAUUUUGUUUCUGAGCAAACCGCCGUUCAGUGAACAGACGUGACACUUCUGAAGAUGGCGAUGGAGGUGAAACGAUAUCGUCGGACCUCCAACGCCAGGCGCAGGAAGGCUGAGAUCGAGGGUGCCGUCUGCAGGACAACUCCUGCCUGAACCCUCUCUUCCGUUAAACCCUAUGGGUACCUGCCGGGGAAUAGACAUUUCUUCGUUAGAUCGGGAAAUUCGUAAAAUGAGGUUUCGUGAGAUCGAGUUUUAAGUGUGUUGCAUUUUUAGAGAUAUGUACUUAAAAAUUUAUAGUUAGCGUCUGACGUCACUCUGGGCAAUUAUAUUUUGUACAAUUGCUAACCUAAUGCGUGGCAACGCGCUGCGAGGUUUUGAAAAUUCUUAUCGUUUAGAUGCGAAGAAAAAAAAAACGAAUAUUUGAGCUUUAUUGAACAAGUUGCUUUGUUUGCCAUUGUUCUUUUAAAAAAUAACGAUACCAACACUGCAAGGUAGCAGCAUUUUGUGAACGCACGCUAUUGUACGUUAGAAAAAAAAUGUCUGGCCCACAACUAAAUACUUUUUUCGUAGGAUCGCAACGAAGUCCCAUUUUCACGCAACUCUCAAAAAGCGGUUCCGGCUGAAUGGAGACUUCUUUUUUUUUUUUUUUCGAAUGCAAAUUUCAACACAUCCCCAGGAUCACAACACCAAUCUUUGGUGGUGCGAUCCUGGGGAUUCGGACAGCAAAAUAUAUGAAUUAGGCGACAUUUAAUAGGAUCGGCAGACUUGCAUCGACGUUCUUACUGAACGUCGAUGCAAGUAUAUAUGUUUUUCUUAGAUAUCAAAAUUAAAUGUUUGCAAAUCUGGCAUUAUGUUCAUUAGCAGGCAGUUAUGAAUCUUGAUUACUGGCACGUUCUAUUCAACUUUUCUCCGCUGUUUCUUCACUGCGUUCGAGUUCAAAGAGAAAA
This is a messenger RNA of Rhipicephalus sanguineus (brown dog tick), 12431 nucleotides long. RefSeq names its product coiled-coil domain-containing protein 102A. The record is from RefSeq and is a predicted model, not a curated record. Lineage: Eukaryota; Metazoa; Arthropoda; Arachnida; Ixodida; Ixodidae. Gene Ontology annotation, cellular component: myosin complex. Bases 342 to 1700 code for a protein of 452 amino acids. The transcript is spliced from 11 exons.